Alnus glutinosa is the source of this 946-nucleotide messenger RNA. RefSeq lists its product as uncharacterized. Bases 156 to 536 code for a protein of 126 amino acids. The record is from RefSeq and is a predicted model, not a curated record. Lineage: Eukaryota; Viridiplantae; Streptophyta; Magnoliopsida; Fagales; Betulaceae. Gene Ontology annotation, cellular component: nucleolus. The transcript has 2 exons.
UUAUUUUUUUUCUUUGGGGUUCCAAGAACUCAAAAGAUGAGAUUUGAGAGUCAUGAGACCAAAUCCAGAAUUCUGUCUUGAGUAGUAAAGAAUCGGUGAGGUGUGGUUUAAAAGAGAGAGAGAAGAGAGCAUAGGACUGGACAGCAGUGUUUGAGAUGUCGGAUCCGUACGAGAGAGUGAAAGGAGGGAGGCUGACCUUCAAAGGUGGAAGCCUCGCGAGCCGCAGCAAAUCCAUCGACAAGAAGAAGCACAAGAAGAAGAACAAGAAUCACAACCCGAAGAACGAUGAAUCCGAGCCUUCGUUUCCCUUAGACGUGGAGGCGGAGAUUCAGGAUGCUGAUGCGGGGGAUGAAUCUGGAAACGCGGAAGGAGCACAAGUAGUUUACACGAUCGACGCGGCCAAGCGUAUGAAGUACGAGCAGAUCUUCCCCGUGGAGACAAAGAAGUUCGGUUACGAUCCCAAGUCCGUUUCCAAGUCCGUCGAGGAAGCUCUCGACGACCGCGUCAAGAAGAAGGCCGAUCGUUACUGUAAAUAAUUUCCAUAUCAACCAUCUUUUUUGUUCAGCAUCAGAUAUGACUUUGUCUUGCAAAUAUGAGUGUGUUUUCUACACAUACUCUGAAGGCUUCCAUGUACGUGUGUUGAUCUGUUGAUUUCUGGCAGGCAUGAGGCACAAUGGGAUGGUUGAGUUUGCAGAGAAGUCUAGUUUGGAAACUUUCGUCUCCCUCUCAGAAGUAGCUAGGAAAGCUAUAUAUGCUCUGUACUGGACUCAAACGAGGAAGAUGGCACAUUCCUUUGUUUACCCUAUUGGCUCUUUUAGUAAGCCCUUGUUAUAUUGUAAUGGUUGUAGACCAUAUUUAAGAGCUAUAGUCUAAGGCAGAUGUUUUUUAUUUAAUAAUAUGGUAAGCUGAAUCAAGCGCACCAAAAAUAGAAAAUUACAUGGAUGCA